CACUUCACCUCAUCCACUGAUCAUUUUUCAAGCUCAGAGAUAUGCCGGCCGAGACCCAACCCCCUUGCCAUGUCUUCAUGGUCACCUUCCCCGGCCAAGGCCACAUCAACCCCACGCUCCGCCUCGGCAAAAAACUCGCUUCCAAAGGCCUUCACAUCACCAUCUCCACCACCCUCGACUUCGGCGACAGCCUCAGAAACGCCGGAAGCAUCGCCGACCACCGUUACCCCUUUGGCGCCGGUUUCAUCGACUUCCAUUUUUGGAACGACGGCUGGGAGAACGAUGACCUCCGACGCAGAGACUUGGACCUUUAUCUGCCGCAGCUCGAGCUCACCGGCAAGGCGGCGCUGUCGCAAACGCUCAAAGACCGUGCCGCUGAGAAUCGGCCGGUUUCUUGUCUCAUAGGAAACCCAUUUGUUCCGUGGGUUUGCGAUGUGGCUAAUGAGUUUGGAAUCCCCUGUUCUGUUCUCUGGGUUCAAUCUUGCUCUGUUUUCUCCAUUUAUUAUCAUUUUUCUCGUAAAACCCUGAAUUUCCCUUCUGAAUCUGAUCCAUUCUGUGAUGUUGAAAUACCCUCUCUGCCUCUGUUGAAACACGAUGAAAUCCCAAGCUUCUUGCACCCAUAUGGCGAGUAUAAGGCCAUUGGUCGGUCCAUUUUGCAGCAAUUUCGAAACGUCUCCGUCCCAUUUUGUAUUUUGAUGGAUACUUUCGAGGAACUUGAAAAAGACGUCAUCGAUCAUAUCUCGACGAUAUGCUCUGUUAUUCCGAUAGGUCCUCUGUUUCAGACGCUAAAACUCUCCGACGAAAAAGGGUCUCUCUCCGGCGAUUUCCUGAAGGCGGACGACUGCUUCGAGUGGCUUGAUUCAAAGCCAGAGAAAUCGGUUGUUUAUAUCUCGUUUGGAAGCAUUGUUCAUUUGAGCCAAACCCAAGUCGAGGAAAUGGCUCACGCGCUCUGUAAUUCUGGGUUUUCAUUCUUGUGGGUCAUGAAGCCAUUGCCGAAGGACAUGGCGGAUUGUUUGGGGCUGAAAUCGCAUGUUCUUCCAGAUGGGUUUUUGGAGAAAGCAGGGGAGAGAGCUAAGAUUGUGAAAUGGAGUCCACAGCAGAGGGUUCUGUGUCAUCCUUCCAUUGCUUGUUUUGUUACUCACUGUGGAUGGAACUCGUCGGUGGAAGCUCUGAGCUCCGGCGUGCCUAUGGUGGUGCUGCCGCAGUGGGGAGAUCAGGUGACUAACGCUAAGUUCUUGGUGGAACAGCUUGGGGUUGGGCUCCGGCUGACACGUGGCGCGAUGGAGAAGAGAUUGGUUCUGAGAGAUGAGUUUGAGAAGUGUUUAAGGGACGCCAUUGUUGGGCCUAAGGCGGAGGAGCUUCGGGAAAACGCCUUGAAGUGGAAGGCGGCGGCGGAGAAGGCGGCGGCGGAGGGCGGCUCCUCGGAGACUCGUAUCGAUGAGCUCGUCGGCGAGAUCAGGAAGCGAUCAGGUAACGUGAUCAAGCCCCAGGCAAGCCUGUGCGUUCGUAGUGACAAUUAGAUUUUAUGUUAUUUUAAUAUGCCAUUUUUUGGCACACAAUAAAUUAGUUUAUUAAAAAAAAAAUUA
Molecule: messenger RNA, 1586 nt
Organism: Cucurbita moschata (crookneck pumpkin)
Lineage: Eukaryota; Viridiplantae; Streptophyta; Magnoliopsida; Cucurbitales; Cucurbitaceae
Product: putative UDP-glucose glucosyltransferase
Exons: 1
Coding region: 42-1520 (492 amino acids)
Molecular function (GO): UDP-glycosyltransferase activity
Source: RefSeq, a predicted model, not a curated record